CCAGACACCGACAACAAAGCGAGCUCAACUCUAACUUUAACCAGAGUCCCUACGAUGCCAGGGAAAACGACCAACGCAAACGAACCAGGGAUGAUCCUAUCUCCCAAGGACAGAACGAAAGCAAACUCACACACCAUCCCGCAACCCAAAACAAACGACUCAACACAAGGGCCCAAUAG
Molecule: messenger RNA, 179 nt
Organism: Pelobates cultripes (western spadefoot toad)
Lineage: Eukaryota; Metazoa; Chordata; Amphibia; Anura; Pelobatidae
Source: the annotation of a GenBank genome assembly